UAUAGCUAUCUAUGUGUUGUAUCGCAUGGUCAAAGUGCUUGCUUGCUUUUCGGAACAUUUGUAUUUGUUUUGUUAGUGUUAUUGGUAGUCAACAAUCGUUCAGAUGAACUCUCGAUCAUGUACGAUAUUUGUCAUAUCUGAUAUUCAGUAAAUUGUUAGAGCAAUUCGAUCGCGCGAUUAAAUCGAAUGCUGCUUCGUGCAGGCGCCGGGACGAAACCAAUUAAGUUGUUUUCAAGCGAUCAAGCGACAUCAUUAAUAAAAUAUUGGUGUAAAAUAUGUUGGUGUAUGUGUCAAAUUUAUGUUGAAUAUUAAACAAUGUUUAGUGAAUACACGCCUUUAUAACUGUGCUACUGAAAAUUACUUAAUCAGUUAAAUUAGUAUUUUGUGUAUGAAUUUGAUUAAUAUGUGUUCUGCACUAAAAUAUUUACCACAAUGGAUAAUUUGGGUGACUAUUUUUUGUGAUGGAAGUCACGGAUUAACAUGUCAUGCGCGACAUAGAAUGAACCCGAGAAGACGCAUAGAGGAGUUUUUAAACACAGAAAGAACAAAUACGCCCAUGGAGUCGCAAGAAAAUCCUAAGGAACCGAAAUUAAUUCUGCAAGUGUUUGUAAAUGACAAACAAACCUACAAUGGAACCAUCUAUUAUGAUGUUGGCGAUAGAUUGCGUUUUUCCUGUGAUGUAUUACAUGAGCCGGUUUACGUAGUGUACCGUAAUAAAAUCAUCCAUCAGUGGAUUUCAGGACAUCAACACAUAAUACCACAACAAGGAACGAUUCGGAAAUUCGACUUUAAUAUUAUAGCAGAUGAUUUAGACAACAAGUCUAGUAUAUACUGUACAAUGGAUGGAGAGAAUAUAAAUACACUCCAAAGUGAUAUUAAGGAAUUGAUCAUGAAUCCAGGGACUUCGAAAUCUGAUGAUAAUAUUAUUGAAUAUAAUGAAGAACACCCUACAUUUACUUGCAACUGUAAAGGUUCCUAUGAAGGAAAGAAAAUUCUGCCGGCCACCGAUUCUAACUCAUAUUAUGUCUGUGUAAUCAUCAACAAAAUUAACGAGAGCGGAGAAGAGGCACAUUAUACACGAGAAAUUUAUAAUAAGACUAUAUUCAAGUAUAUUCCGAUGCAAAAGGAAAAUAAUACACACAAUGCCUCAAAGUUAUCAAACACUAGUAUAAUUGGGAUCGGAUUGGGUGUAACCGUAUGUAUCGUGUUGAUGGGCAUUGUUUGUCUUCUAUAUGUGGUAAAGAAAAGACGAGCCAAGCUUCAACCACCACGUAACCGAGAUAGUGUUUCCAAUCAAGUAAUUUAUGCAGAUCUGGAACUAUCCGAAAGACCUUCUAGAACCAUCUUAGAACAAGAAAAUGAUGAUACACCAUACGCUCAAGUUAUCGGAAUCGUACAAAAAAAUAAAUAAUAAAAUUUACUUAAUACCAAUUUGUUUUUUGGGAUUUGGGAAAAGGGCAAAGUAUAUGGAGAUCUGACACUCACCAGCGUGUUGAACCACCAGACUUACUGCUUUAGCACUAUCGUCGAUAUGGUAGGCCCAUACUAUGAGUCCGUUCAAGUAUUACGUAACGCAACUUUUGAAGAUUUUUGUCCCCCCCACCCCCACCCCCUCUAUGUAACGCGCCGUAACGUUUUCCUAUACGCCCCCGCCCCAAAAGUUAUGUAACUCUAAAAUAUUUUUUUUUUCGGAAAGUACCGGAAUACCACUAAAAUACCCUUUAUUAUUGAUUUAAAUAAAAAAUCCAAUGUUACAUAACACGUUGCUCGGAACCCCCCUCCCGCGCCUGUCACGCAUCGUAACGUUUCACAGGACCCCCUCCUGCCCACCAAAUUGCGUUACGUAAUACUUGAACGGCCCCUAUGGCGUAGUAUGUAUAUACUUAAUUCAUGGUUCAUAAUAAGUUAAGAUUAUUUUUGUUAGUAAUUGUAAAUUAUAAAAUCGUGCUUUGAACUUGUGUCGUCGAAGCGAAGCCAAAAUAAACGAAAUUACUUUAA
Manduca sexta (tobacco hornworm) is the source of this 1998-nucleotide messenger RNA. RefSeq lists its product as uncharacterized. The record is from RefSeq and is a predicted model, not a curated record. Lineage: Eukaryota; Metazoa; Arthropoda; Insecta; Lepidoptera; Sphingidae. The transcript is spliced from 9 exons. The coding region runs from base 389 to 1411 and encodes 340 amino acids.